This is a messenger RNA of Stomoxys calcitrans (stable fly), 1442 nucleotides long. RefSeq lists its product as uncharacterized. The record is from RefSeq and is a predicted model, not a curated record. The transcript has 6 exons. Lineage: Eukaryota; Metazoa; Arthropoda; Insecta; Diptera; Muscidae. The coding region runs from base 59 to 1375 and encodes 438 amino acids.
AAAAAAAAAAAUAAAAAUAAUAACAAAGAAAUAAAUUAAAUUUGAAAAAGGCCACAAAAUGGUGGUACCCAGCAAAGUGUUUGAACCACCCAUAUGUGUAAAUCAUUGUUCUCAAAGUAUUUUACAUCCUGGCAUUGGAUGUUUGAGAUAUUUUUUUAAUAAUCUACUGAACAACAGCAUUGGGGGCCUUAAAUAUUUUUCGCCUCUUUUAAUUACCCCACUAGUAUUAAAAUCUAAAACAAUGAAUAAGGAUAUGUUCCUAAGUACAUUAAAAUACUAUUUAAAGACUGUGUUUUGGACCGCGAUGGCAUCAUCAACUUCAUUUUACUGCAUUUGUUUGUUCAGAAACAUUUUGGGACGCUUUCUUAAAUACACAACGCUCUUUAUGCCCACUGUAUUGGGUAUGCAAUUUUUUUGGUUUCUUCCGGAUAAAGCCAUGAAAUUAUUUUGCACUGCCACAUCACAGGCGGUGUACGAGGGUCUGCUAAGACAAUAUCCAAAUACCAUGACAAACAUUCUGCUGCACUCUACGUUAACGCAAACAUUUUUGUUUAUGGUGAAUAGUGCCAUCAUUUUACAUUACAAACGUUUGCAUGUCUAUAAGGAAUUUUGGUUUAUGCAACCCUAUCCCAAAAUGAAAGAAUCCGAUUAUGAACAACUGGAUAAUAAUGCCAAUGUAAAAGAAAAUAGCAAUCCCUCUGUGAUGAAAUGCGUUCAUGGUCACAUAAAAUGCUCAAAGUUUCUAUGGGAUGGCUUGAAAAUUGGGAUGGCUUGUGGCAUACCCAUGGAUUUGUUAAGCGCUCUAAUGAAGGGUAAAGUUCCCAAAGGAUGUAAGGGUUUGGGCACAGCAAUAUGGGCUAAGUUAAAAACCUUCAGACCAAAUAUGGCGGGAUUUUUUGUUUUCUAUGCUGCCAUUUAUAGGCUAUCUUCAUGUCUGCUGCAUAAAUACUAUGGACAUCUUUCGGCAGAUUUGCAGCAUUUAGUGGCUGGCUUUCUGGGAGGCUCAGCCUAUCUAUGGGUGAACAAAGUAUCUUUUUAUACUCUAUCAACGGUUAUUGCCAUACAAGCUCUAUGGGACCAAUUUUGUAUAAAAGUUUCACAGUCGAAUGAUUCGAAAACUUCAAAGCGCAAACCGAAUUUAGCAUUACUUUUACUUAAGGAUAUCUCAUUUUCUCGCAUUGUAUUCUCGUUGAAUAUGGGCUAUUUGGUACAUAACUUUAUCAUUAACUAUGAGGUUUUAAAUGGGCUAACGAGAGGAUUUCUUGAUGGAGUAACUUCAAAUCAGACAAAAAUUAUUCGUGAUUCCAUAACGCAAAACUCCUUGGAAGAACUUGUGGCUAUUGCCAAAAGCAAUGCUGUCAAAACAUUUUUAUAAUAGAACAAUAAUUAGGUUAUAUUGGCAAUAGAAAAUUAUGGAGUUCAAAGUGUAAAAUGCAAGCAAA